This is a messenger RNA of Fonsecaea erecta, 1659 nucleotides long. RefSeq lists its product as hypothetical. The record is from RefSeq and is a predicted model, not a curated record. Bases 1 to 1659 code for a protein of 552 amino acids. The transcript has a single exon. Gene Ontology annotation, molecular function: FAD binding. NCBI's taxonomy places the organism in Eukaryota, Fungi, Ascomycota, Eurotiomycetes, Chaetothyriales, Herpotrichiellaceae.
AUGUCAUCCGAACCAGAAGUGCCCGUCAUAAUCAUCGGCGGUGGCAUCGUGGGCCUGUCCGCCUCCAACUUCCUCGCUCACCACGGCAUACAUUCCAUGGUGGUGGAGCGCCACAAAGGGACAUCGAUCCAUCCGCGUGCGCGCAGUGUCAAUGCCCGAACGAUGGAGCUCUAUCGGCAACUUGGAAUUGAGGAACUGGUCCAUGAAGCUGGUGCGUCGUUGUCACCGAGCAAGGGCAUCUACAAGGGCGCCUCUCUCAAGGAGGUCAUUGAGCCCCUAUCCCGCUCCGGAGCUCUCAGAAGUAUACCGUGGACUGGAUUUCUGGCACCCCUGAGCCCGGUGAACGGGACAUUUGUCACUCAAGACAUGAUCGAGCCCGUUCUCUUGAAGGUUGCCAAGGAGCGUGGGGUGGAUGUGAGGUUCAACACGGAGUCCAUCGAUAUCGAGCAAGAUGACAAUAGUGUUACUGUCGUCUUGAAGAAUCGGGAGACUGGGCACAAUGCGACUAUCCGAGGACGCUACCUGAUUGCCGCCGAUGGCGCGGAGAGUCCAAUCCGCACUCGUCUCAAGGUUCCAACGUCGGGCAGGGGCACGAUGGGCCAUUUGCUCAACAUCCUCUUCCACGCUGACCUCAAAUCUCUGGUGCAAGGACGAGAAUUUUCUCUGUGCAAGAUUGAACGUCCCGAAGUAACCGGUCUCUUCACGUCCAUCAACAACGACGACCGCUGGGUCUUCCACCUUCUGUAUGACCCGUCGAAGGGCGAGCAACCGUCAGACUUCCCACCCGAGAGAUGCAAAGAACUGCUGCGUCUGGCCCUCGGAAUCCCGGACAUUGAGAUCGACAUCAAGAGUAUCCUCCCGUGGAAACCGUCUGUGCGGAUUGCGGAGCAACUGCAGCACGGUCGGAUCUUCCUUGCGGGCGACGCGGCACACCAGAUGCCACCGUGGGGAGGCCAGGGGGCCAAUUCGGGCAUCGCAGACGUCCAUAACCUCGCCUGGAAGCUCGCGGCCGUUCUGCAAGGGCAUGCGAGCAAGUCGUUGCUCGAGACGUACGACGUGGAGCGGAUUCCCGUGGGACGGGCGGCUGCCGAGUUCUCGGCAAGCAACGCUGAUGAGAAUGGAAUCAUCGCGGCAAAGGGACCACUUACGUUGGCACUGGUUUUAGCCCGAGGCUUCCGUCUGCUUUCCGGCCACGGAGCCUUCUAUGCCAGCAAGGCGAUCUGCGCAGAGAACACUUCUCCCCUGGGAGGAUGGACCUGGAGACCGUGGACCAUGCCGAGCCUGAUGCUUGCGAUCGACGGAAGACCUGGGAGCAGGGUUCCUCACUUGUGGGUCGAGCACCGGGGGAAACGUGUUUCGACACUCGAUCUCUGCGGCAAGACCUUUGUGUUGUUCGCUGGGGCAGACGGCAUGUCGUGGGUGGAAGCAGCGAAGAAGGCGUCUUCGGCCAUGAACGUCGACUUGGCCGCGUAUCGUGCCGCCCCUGACGGCGAUGUGGUCAGUCCGAAGGGAAGACUCGAAUCUGCCGCAGGCAUCUCGUCUCGAGGCGCGAUCCUUGUGCGUCCGGACGACUUUGUGGCGUGGCGCCAGCGGAGGCAGGUGUCUGAUCCUCAGGCCGAGCUCACAAGGGCGAUGAGACAGGCACUGUGUCUAUCAUGA